AAGCAUUUGAUUUGUUUUAAAAACUGGACCUCGAAUAUGAUAAUGGAUGUCAUUGAAAGCGCGUUGCGUCUAAAGUGUUGUUUAAGAGAUACGCAUAGAAAGAGAUUGGAAAUUUUAGCGGAUUCCAAAGUAAUGAUUUUGCAAGAAGUAAAUGAACCGUUUUUAAACAUGGCGGUCUCAAAAGCGGCUACUUUGCUCGGCGCAUAUGACGUCAAUAUAACCGAUAAUUUGGUUUGGGAUCAAGAUUACAUGGGCAGGAUAUUCUCGUAUAUGGCGGAUGCUAUAUUCGUUGCUACUAUGACACACAUGUGCGUGCAAAGGUUCGCAGAACAAGCCAGUGUUCCGGUUCUAUGCAUGCGUUCCAGAACUCACGCCAGUAUACAAGCUAUGGCCACUAUUAUGUCUAUCAUUGAGGAAUUUGGUUCGUUAAGGAAUUUAAAUUUCGCGUACUGUGGAUCGCCUCACCCGGUUUUGAAUUCGUAUCUUCUGCUGUGCCCAAUGCUCGGAGCUAAUAUUAGAUUUAAAUGCUGCUGUCAGAAAUGUCCCGUGAGCCCAUUGCUUUUUAAAGCAAGUGAAGAUAUAACCGCAAAAACACAGACCGGACUCAGGGAGUGCUUAUCGAAAGAGCAAGUUUUAAAAGACGCGAGCAUCAUUAUAGCGGGCCCAUCUAACGCGAAGAAAGUUGACGAAUUUAAACUUUGUCUUUCGGAUAUAGAAUCUCAUACAAAAUGUAAGUGGAUAUAUUUUCACACCCUUCCCCGAGGAAGAGAAGUCGAUGACGAUCUCUUUCUUCAUAGUGAUUCCAGAACGUUUGAUGCAUUUGAAAAUUUCCAUUAUAUUGCCGCAGCUUUAAUGACUUAUGUAAUAAAAGAUCACAAAUUUUGA
This is a messenger RNA of Nymphalis io (European peacock), 885 nucleotides long. Its product is annotated as ornithine carbamoyltransferase-like. Gene Ontology annotation, biological process: L-citrulline biosynthetic process. NCBI's taxonomy places the organism in Eukaryota, Metazoa, Arthropoda, Insecta, Lepidoptera, Nymphalidae. The transcript has 6 exons. The record is from RefSeq and is a predicted model, not a curated record. Gene Ontology annotation, molecular function: ornithine carbamoyltransferase activity; amino acid binding. Bases 37 to 885 code for a protein of 282 amino acids.